AUGAAAAUUACAGUAACAGCUGGUACUGGAUCACAACUAAACAGCAAUAUGAGAACCAGUUCUUUGGAGAAUCCUACUCAUACAGGAUCAGUGCCAUCUAGUGAACCAAAACCUACCAGGUUAGCCACACUGACAAUGCUUUUUAAACCUUGGAAGUGGAAGAAAAAGAAACGAAGUGAUAAAUUUGAUGAAGGCUCUAGAGAUCUGGAAAGAAAAAUAUCUCUACAUUCAACGAAGGAGGAACUGAUUGAAAGAGAUGUUUUGUUGCUAGACAGAGAUGUAUCUGAUGAUGACCACAUAGAAGCAAUAAGUCCAGCUGGAGAUACAUUUGGACAAAUCUCUGGAAGUUCAGUUCCCAUGAUAACCAGUUGUGUUGGUGGAUCAGCUGUAUUAGAUCAUCAAAAAAUCAAGGGUCCAGCCUCUUCACUUUACAGUAGGGAUAAAAAUAGAAAUAGUAAUUUACCUAAGGAAUCAGUGACUACACUGCAGACUUUUGGUGAUGGGCUAGAAAACAUCGGUGGUGGAGGUAUAGGACCAAUCUCACUAAUAGGGAUGGGCUGCUCAGAUAACAUCAAGUCUCCAUUACGAGAAGGGAGGUUCAGGAAUG
This is a messenger RNA of Limulus polyphemus (Atlantic horseshoe crab), 607 nucleotides long. RefSeq names its product phosphatase and actin regulator 1-like. The record is from RefSeq and is a predicted model, not a curated record. The transcript is spliced from 5 exons. Gene Ontology annotation, biological process: actin cytoskeleton organization. The annotation marks the transcript as partial. Gene Ontology annotation, molecular function: actin binding. Lineage: Eukaryota; Metazoa; Arthropoda; Merostomata; Xiphosura; Limulidae.